This is a messenger RNA of Paramecium sonneborni, 1135 nucleotides long. The record is from the annotation of a GenBank genome assembly. NCBI's taxonomy places the organism in Eukaryota, Ciliophora, Oligohymenophorea, Peniculida, Parameciidae.
AUGAAUAAAGACGGAUUUGAAAAUUUUGAUGAAGGUAAUAAAAUAUAAUUUUUAUUCUAGAUAUUAUUAGUAGUAGACCUUUAGAACAUUUUCAUUAAUUAAAUGAAGUUCCUCAAUAAAAGAAUUUCAACUUUUUAGUUGUUUAAAAAAUGAAUGUAGAAGGACCAAAUCUUGUGCAAAGAUAUAUUGUUGAGCCUCUAUAAUAAGUUAGUUAAUAAGCAGUUGAAGUUUAAAUUUAUAAUCUUAUAAUAGGGUACAAAAAAUGCUAUAAUUUCACUACCAUAAUGGUUUAAAUGGGGAGCAUCUGAAUUGAUCAAUAAAUUAACUUCAACAUUUCAUUAAACCCCAUAAUAACAAUAAUCUUAACUAGAAUCAAACUAAUAAUAAGAAUAAAAUCCACCUGAAGAUGAUAUUAAUGAUAUCCCUGUUGUUUUUGUUGUACCAAAAGAAAUUAUUGAAGGACCAAUCUCUGAAAGAUUAGAGUGGAUUGAAAAACAUAGAGAAAAUUAUGAAGUCUUCAUUCCUCUUGAAAAACCCAUUAAGUAUUUAAUAUUUUUAUACAAGAUUGAAUAAUGUUAAUCCUAUUCAUAAUAGUUCCUCAUCUUCCUCAAGUAGUCCUGAUGAUUGUGAUUGUGAAGUUAGAAGAAUUUCAUAAGAAUUUAAAUCUUAAUAUAAUGAAUCGGAAUUAUUUCCAUCUACAGAGAGUAUUAAAUCAAAAUUAAUGAAAUCUAACAAAAUAUAUGCUAUGUCUUAAGAUGACUACAAAAUUUUAAAUUAACAGAAUUAGAAUAAUCACAAUAAUAAUGAACCUUAAAAUAUUAUUCUCUAUCCAUUUCUAGGUGAAUUGAUACCCAAAGAUUCUAUUUUAGAUCAUAUUAAAAAAUAUUAGUUAGAAUAAUCAUCUGUUACUGUGAUUUAAUCUAAUUUGAACUAAAUAUAAACCCAAGAAACUCAAUAAUCUGUUCAAAAUUAGUUUAUUCCUCUCCAAUUGAAUGGAAUAUCAUUUGAAAAUAAUUAAUAAAAUACAAAUUUAUUAUAGUAAUAAUAAAAAUAACAACAACAACAUUAGAAUUAAUAAAAAAUAGAGGAAGAAGAAGUUUUAGAAAAAUAAUUAGAACCUAUGUUAGAAAUUUGA